Messenger RNA from Lycium ferocissimum, 1197 nucleotides. RefSeq lists its product as uncharacterized. NCBI's taxonomy places the organism in Eukaryota, Viridiplantae, Streptophyta, Magnoliopsida, Solanales, Solanaceae. Bases 1 to 1197 code for a protein of 398 amino acids. The transcript has 5 exons. The record is from RefSeq and is a predicted model, not a curated record.
AUGAAGCAGAAAUCUCGAGAUAAAUGGAUAAAGCUAGGGGAUUCUAGUACAAAAUACUUUUCUGCUGUUACAAAAGAAAAGAAUCAGAGGAAACACAUAGUAGAACUUACUUCCCUAGCAGGUGUCAAGUUAACUAAUCCAGUAUAUAUUCAGAAUGAAAUUGUCCAAUUUUACCAAGGGUUGAUGGGAACAGCUGCUAGGAGUUUGCCUCCAAUAAACAAGAUCACUAUGAGAAAUGGCCCUGCCCUUUCUCAUGAGCAGCAGCAAGGUUUGUGUGUAGAAGUUACAGAAGCUGAAAUUUGUGCUGGACUGAAAGAUAUUGGGGAUGAUAAGUCCCCCGGAACCUCAAGAAAGCCUACAAUUCUGUUGAAUGGGUGUUCCCACUUUCCUGAGAAGUUCAUUGCCUGGCUGAUGGAAUGUAUUCAAACUGUCCACUAUUCUAUCAUUGUUAAUGGGGAGCCAACUCCUCCUUUUAAUGCAGCUAAAGGUUUGAGGCAAGGUGAUCCCAUAUCACCUUACCUCUUUGCCAUUGCGAUGGAGUAUUUAAGUAGAAACUUGAAAGGACUAAAACAAGGUCAAGGGUUCAGAUUUCAUCCAAAAUGUUCCAAGUUGAAACUAACACAUCUAUGCUUUGCAGAUGAUUUAUUGUUGUUUACUAUAGGAGAUUUGACAUCUGAUUACAAGCUAACCUUGACAAGAGUCUUUGUUUAUUUUGGGGGUGUGGCCCUACCUGAGCAAAACAGGAUUCUUACUCAUCUUGGAUAUACUAAAGGUACUCUUCCCUUUAGAUAUUUGGGUGUCCCCUUGUUAUCCAAAAAGCUCACUUUGAUGCAAUGGCAACCUCUCAUACAAAAGAUGACUUCUAAAAUUUCUGGAUGGACUGCUAAGAAGUUAUCUUAUGCAGAUGCUAUUUGUCGAAGUUAUGUUUGGUCUGGGGUUAGCACUGUCACUAAGAAAGCGCUGAUUUCUUGGGAUAAGUGGAUGAUUGGUAAUGGGACAGGCAAGUCACAGGCUUCACAUAUCUUUCAGAUAAUAUAUACAGAAGCUUGCCAUGCUGUGUGGUUGGAGAGGAAUCAGCGAGUCUUUGAAAAAAGAAGUAGAGAUAUUGAUGUCUUUGUUAGAGAAGUAGUCUAUAUAUGUAAUGUUAGAGCCUCACGUAGAUGCGGUUCUCUUGUCCAAUCUUGGAUGUUGACAUAG